AUGGGCAUAGGAGGUGUGGUCCUCAAUCCAAAUUGGCCCCGCCCCUCCUUCAACCUCAGUUUCUCCACCUUUGCAGCAAGCUCCAUCUGGCCCAGAACCCAUAUCAUAGCCUUUGACGAGCUGCGGACCGACUUCAAGAACCCCAUCGACCAGGGGAACCCAGCGCGGGCACGCGAGCGUUUAAAAAACAUCGAACGCAUCUGCUGCCUCCUGAGGAAGCUGGUGGUCCCAGAAUACUCCAUCCACGGCCUCUUCUGUCUGAUGUUUCUGUGUGCAGCCGAGUGGGUGACCCUGGGCCUCAACAUCCCCCUCCUCUUCUACCACCUCUGGAGGUACUUCCAUCGCCCGGCGGAUGGCUCUGAGGUCAUGUAUGAUGCGGUCUCCAUCAUGAAUGCUGACAUCCUCAACUACUGCCAGAAGGAGUCCUGGUGCAAACUCGCCUUCUACCUGCUCUCCUUCUUCUAUUACUUGUACAGUAUGGUUUAUACGUUGGUGAGUUUCUAAGGGGGAAGCCGGCCAGGGAGCAAGCCCAGAAUGGACCGGACGCCUGUGCACCCCCAGCCCUGCCCCUCGGCCGCAGAGGCCUCAGCCCUGGGGAGGGAGGGGGCACUGGUGCCCCCAGCCUCCUCUCCACCCCUCCACACUGCUGCUGCGGGGACCUCCCGCCUUCAGAGCCCCCUCCCCUUGGACCAGGGCUGGGCAGAGCUCUAAAUAGGGGCAGGGGCUCCUCGGCCAGCCUGUAGGCAUGGCAGUCAGUCUUGGAAGGGGCGGAACCUCCGGCCUUGUCCACUUGGUGGGGGGGGGGGGACAUGGACCCUGCCAAGGGGCAGGGCGUGACCCUGGAAGUUCUGGGCCGCCCCCCUCCACCCCCACCCCGAGGCUCCCCCUGCAGGUGGGGGGGUACCCGCACCGGGAAUGAGCAGGCUCAGCAGGGGGGCAGCCCCACCCCUAGUCUGCCCUCUCCCCUCCCCCAGGCUCUCUCUCCAGACCUCCCCCUCUCCCCCAUUCCCCCUUGCCCCAAUCCCAGCCUGUCCUGUCUCUUGGACCUAUUUUCUAUGUUGCCUGGAGGAGUCCGGCACCCCCUCCCCGGCCAUUUGUGACAAAAUAUGAAUAAACUACUGCAAAUACGUGGGCCCCAGUUCUGC
Molecule: messenger RNA, 1145 nt
Organism: Leptonychotes weddellii (Weddell seal)
Lineage: Eukaryota; Metazoa; Chordata; Mammalia; Carnivora; Phocidae
Source: RefSeq, a predicted model, not a curated record